Molecule: messenger RNA, 819 nt
Organism: Hypoxylon fragiforme
Lineage: Eukaryota; Fungi; Ascomycota; Sordariomycetes; Xylariales; Hypoxylaceae
Exons: 4
Coding region: 1-819 (272 amino acids)
Biological process (GO): mycotoxin biosynthetic process
Source: RefSeq, a predicted model, not a curated record
AUGAAGAGCCCGCCCAGCUACGAAUUUCUGAGCGAAGAUGCCGACGACGAGAAACUACUGUCUCGUGAUAAUUGCAUUCCGGAGCCCACUGCACGAGACCAAGCCGUUAGCUGGCCAUGCGUUCUUGCUGGAAUCUUCAUCGGUAUCCUCUUUAGCCUGCUUGCUUUCGGCACCGUUGCAUUUGCUCAGCCCAGGAACAAGUGCACACAAAAGAUGAGUGCCUGGUCUCCGGCGCUCGAGAUCUUCAACGACGACGACUUGGAGAUCCGGCGCUUCGAUGGGACGCUGAGGGGCCCCCACGAGUUCAGCGCGCUGCCGAGUGACGAGAUCGACGAGAAGUGGGAGAAGAUCACUUUUGCCCAGGGAGGCCUGAUGCGAUUAUCCAGGGAUGAUGUGCGCAGAAUCAACGCUUCCGAGUAUGCUGCCGAAUAUACCGAGGAGAUGGGCGGCGGGUACAUGGGUGCCUUUGAAAUGUUCCAUGGACUCCACUGCCUGAACAUGUUGCGUCAAGCAUCGUAUAUGGAUCACUAUCUGCCAAAGAAUAAGGAGUGGAGGGACGAUCCCGUGACGCUGAGAUUUCAUCUGGACCACUGCCUAGAUAUGCUGCGACAAAAGCUUAUGUGCGAGCCUGAUCUCGGUAUAGUGACCUAUGCUUGGAAGAAGGGCUUCAAACAAGUAUUCCCCGACUUCAACGUAAUUCACAAGUGCCGACCGUACUCAAAAGUACUCGACUGGGCUGAGAAGCACAAUGUCCAUAGUCUUAAUGUCUCGGACCUUGUACGUGCCCCAGGAGCUCUUGAGCAAGAAGGAAGCCAUUGA